AUGACGCGAAACUGGAACAGAGUCCGGGCGAGGCUCACAGACCCGUUCGACCCUGACAACGAAGAGGUCGACCAACAAAUCCAGGCCAUGAUAGCCAAGCAGGAUGCCCAAGGUGCCGGAGAUGGCUCCCAUCUCGUCGAGCGACCCGUACCCACUCGUGGUAAACCCACGGCGACCACGUCCUCUACACGUAAAGUUGCCGACGCACUCGAGGUCUCGCCAUCCAAGCCGCGCAAACGGGCCAAAUUGCAGGACAAAUCAGACUCGCUAGCUUCCAGGCUGGAUAAUGCGCUGACAGCGUCGAAGCGGGCGGCCUUUGGCAGGAGAAAAGACGGGACUCGCCAGCGGGACACCCAAAAUCCGUACACUGAUACAAAUGUGUCGAAGUUGGACCAGCCUCUCCGCGGCUCCAAGAGGAAGGCGGACGGCGCUGACCAUGAAGAAGAGCGUGGUCGCGAGGCCAAGCGCCGGAUCGGUCCCGGCGGUCGACCGACGGCCCCGCCUUUCGAGGACUCCUGGGACUACUGA
Molecule: messenger RNA, 528 nt
Organism: Diaporthe citri
Lineage: Eukaryota; Fungi; Ascomycota; Sordariomycetes; Diaporthales; Diaporthaceae
Exons: 2
Coding region: 1-528 (175 amino acids)
Source: RefSeq, a predicted model, not a curated record